AUGUACAAUCAGACUUUCCUCAGUAACUCCAGUAGUUCAGCUUGGGACGACAGCUGGAUGGACGUAGAAGCAGAGCCAGAGGCAGCUUUAGAGAAUAUUGUGACUCGCCCAGCACUGUGUCUCAGGAGAGCACAUUAUGCAUGUACCAGCUACAAAGGAGACAUAUGUCCAGAGGGGUUCUUUUGUCCCCUGGGUGCGUCCUAUCCUCUCCUGUGUCAGGCUGGAUUUUUCUGUAAUCAAACAGGUCUGGACGCCCCAGCAGGACCCUGUGCUCCCGGCUUCUUCUGUCCCAAAGAAACGUCCAAGGGGUCCCGUCGGGCUGAGCAGAGCAGCAGGCCAGAAUCCCCCCUGGACAGAGUGGGCAUCACGGUUCCAUCAGUAACUCCCUCUUCUGAGACUGUGCAGCUUCUGUGUCCUGGUCUCCUCCCCUCUCUCUCCUCCUCUGCAAGCCUUCCUCUGGGCCUCCUUCCUCCCGCUUCUCCUGCAGCUCUUUCGGGCGCUCCUGCUCCUCCACUGCUCUUUCGAGCGGCGGCCGAAGCGGGCCCGCAGCCGAACAUAAGAUUCGGCCAAUCGGAGCUCGGGAGGACUGCGGUUGCCGGGGUGAGAGAGGGGAAGGUCAACCCUGGUUAUUCUAAUGACAGAGAUACCUUCUUUAAUGAGCUCAUUAUCGGACCUCCCAUUCCAAUCACACCAUCAGCCUCUCUUGAAAAGGUCGUCUCUUCCAGCGGCCCGUCCUUUCAGAGUGACACGGCGAGCGAGCAGAGCGGCCCGCACGUCCGCAGCAUCACCACAGUCUGA
Molecule: messenger RNA, 798 nt
Organism: Knipowitschia caucasica
Lineage: Eukaryota; Metazoa; Chordata; Actinopteri; Gobiiformes; Gobiidae
Source: the annotation of a GenBank genome assembly